Corylus avellana is the source of this 1479-nucleotide messenger RNA. RefSeq names its product NADPH-dependent aldehyde reductase-like protein, chloroplastic. Lineage: Eukaryota; Viridiplantae; Streptophyta; Magnoliopsida; Fagales; Betulaceae. Gene Ontology annotation, molecular function: oxidoreductase activity. The record is from RefSeq and is a predicted model, not a curated record.
GGAAUGCUUCACUUCAUUCUACCCACCAUCUUCACUUCAUCAUUUUGAUUUUUUCAAAAAAAAAAUAAUAAUAAUAAGUAAAGAGAGAAGAGAUGGUGGGUAGAAUGCAACCAAAUGUAAAGAAAAACAGGGCAGGCUGUCCCGGCUUGCCUGGACAAAUUGGUUUUAUAUAAGAAACUUUUAUAUUUACUACUCCAAUUAUUAGAAUCUCUAUGCGUUGUUAGAAUCCAGUGGUUUCCAAAGGAAAAUGCAAUUAGAAUCAUGACUAAUGUCAGGUUAGAUGCUUAAAGCCUGUAGCCAUCAGUAGUAGUCAUAUAUGACGCAAUGUCUGACGUAGUGUUUCAUAGAAUUCCAUGGCAUAGGAUUAAAUGAUUCUAAACUACUUUAAUAAUAGAAUAUGGAGUCGUAAUGAAAAAUGCACUUCUAAUUGGAUGAUGGGACAUUGGUACUCCAAUACUCUUGUACUGAAAUUGAAAAGAUAAGAAUCCUUCUGGUUCUCUCUAGUUUCUAACCUUAUUAUUAUGGCUUCAGAAACCAGCAAUGCUGCUAACACAGCCCCAACCCCAUCUUUACCACUCCAAGACCGAGUUGCCAUCGUGACUGGGGCGUCCCGAGGGAUCGGCCGAGCCAUCGCGCUCCACUUAGCCUCUCUCGGCGCUAAACUCGUCAUCAACUACACCUCCAACUCAACCCAAGCUGACCUUGUAGCCUCCGAGAUCAAUUCCUCUGCCUCUAGUUCUAGUUCUCCCCACACCCCACAAGCCAUCACGGUCCGUGCCGAUGUCUCCGACCCAACCCAGGUCAAGUCUCUCUUCGACAAAGCCCAGGAGGUAUUCAACUCGCCCCUCCACAUCUUGGUCAACUCCGCAGGAGUUGCAGAUCCCAAGCACUCAACACUUGCUAAUACUUCUGUGGAGGAUUUUGAUCAUAUCUUCAGUGUGAAUGCUAGAGGGGCAUUCUUGUGCGCUAGAGAGGCAGCAAACCGGCUCAAACGUGAUGGUGGGGGUCGAAUUAUACUGGUAUCAUCAUCCUUGGUGGGUGCAUUGAAGCCGUGUAGUAGCGCAUACACAGCAUCAAAGGCCGCGGUGGAGGCUAUGGCAAAGAUACUGGCAAAGGAGCUCAAGGGGAGUAGACUUACUGUAAAUUGUGUAGCGCCGGGGCCAAUUGCCACUGAACUAUUUUUCGCUGGAAAGACAGAGGAGCAGGUGAAGAGGGUGAUUGAGGAAUGCCCCCUUGACAGGCUGGGUGAGACCAACGAUGUGGCUCCUAUUGUUGGGUUUUUGGCUAGUGACGCCAGUGAGUGGGUUAAUGGGCAGGUUAUUCGCGUUAAUGGUGGCUAUGUUUAGUAUUAUAUUUAUAUAUCUCUCUUUAUGUAGCUUUCUUCCUUCCUUCCUUCUUGUAAUGGUAAGGUCGCACAAGGGUCUGUGCCUUAGUUUGUAUCUUUAAUUAGCUCAAUAAAAGCUGUCAACUUUUCUGUUU